Messenger RNA from Plasmodium relictum, 1203 nucleotides. Its product is annotated as conserved Plasmodium protein, unknown function. Gene Ontology annotation, biological process: mitochondrial proton-transporting ATP synthase complex assembly. The transcript has a single exon. Gene Ontology annotation, cellular component: mitochondrion. The coding region runs from base 1 to 1203 and encodes 400 amino acids. The record is from RefSeq and is a predicted model, not a curated record. Lineage: Eukaryota; Apicomplexa; Aconoidasida; Haemosporida; Plasmodiidae.
AUGAAAAGUAACACUUUUAACAAUAAUUUAUUUAAAAUUUUUAAGAAAUACGGUUCUUCUUAUAUUUGGUUUACUAAUAAUAAGCAAAAUCUAAAAAAAUUCUGUAAUUUAAAGAAUAUAGAUUUAAAAAAAAACUCUCAUACUAAUAAAAUAGAAAUAUUCAUAGAUGAUAAAAUAUUAUUAACAAACAGCAAAAAUGUUUUUUCAUUGGAAAACUUUGACUUGUGUUUCUUAAUAAAAUUAGAGUUAUUAAAAAAUAAAAAUGAAAUGGAUAUUUUAAAAAUGCCCUUAACAUUGUCUUCAAAUAACCUAAUUGAUUUUAUAAACUCAAAAAAAGGUAACCAAACAUUGGAAAAAUAUGAUUAUAAAGAUAAGAAUUUUUUAAAAGAUAUCACAAAUAAUGUGAACUAUUUAAAAAAUUUCAAAUCUGAUAAAGUAAAUUAUAAUAAUGGCAAUGGAAUAGGAAUUAAUGAAAAAAAUAAAAUUGAAGAUUAUAAUAUUAAAAAAAAUUCAUCAUUUUCCAAAAAUACAUAUUACGAAGACAAUAUAUAUAAAAAUAAUUUCUGUCAAAACAAUUUAACAGAUAUUCAUUGUUCAAAUAAUGAUAAAAAUACGUAUAUGUUUAAUUACUUUGAAACAGAAAGAACUCUUAUAGAAAAUAAAAUUUAUGAAAAUUUUAAAAAUGAUUUAAUUUUUUAUAGUAACAAUGAAAAAAAUAUGUUAAAUACAGAUAAAAAAUGUUUAGAAAACUCUAUAAGUUUGCCUAGUAGCUUAAAUUAUAUUGAAAACUAUAAAAUUAAUAACCUAUAUAAGGAAGAAAGUGAUACAUUCGAUAUGUUUAUAAAAAUGUUUGAAAAAAUGCAUGAAGUAAAAUUAAAUAAAGCUAAAAACUUUGAAACACCUAUUCAAAAUCAAAAUGCUCAGGAAAAAGUACAAACUUUAAUUAAAAAUAUGAACGAUUCAGAAAUUUUCAUUUUUUAUAAAUGCACACAAAUUUUAAAUUCCUUUAUAUUUACAUAUUUAUUUCUUAAUAACCAUUUAAAUUAUAAAGAAGUAUAUCGUUAUUGUAAUUUAGAAUAUAUAUAUCAAUUUUUUAAAUGGGGAUAUGUUUUCGACGUAAAUAUUAUAAAAGAUUCUAAUGCGCUGUUAAUGUUAUCAUCUUUACGCUUAAUUAAUAAAAUUUUAAAAAAAAAAAAAGUGUAA